AAUAGUAAUAGCAAUGCAGCCGUAAUGAAUAGUUUGAUAGUGGCGAGGGAAUCAAUAAGAUAACGGAAGGAUGCCAUGACCCCAAAGGACGUGUGGGAGCUAUUUAUAUUUCUCUCAAAUGUGGGUGAAAUCCCCUUAAUUAAUUAAUUAGUUCCUUGUUAGUGGAACUGCCUACCUUGAUAGGUAGCUACUUCUUUAAAUGUCCUUCUUUCCACUUAGGUGGGUUGACUACUACUGCAGAAAGGAGGAGUGCUGGCUGAUUAUUAUUCUGUUUCUAUUAUUAAAUGUAUUUGUUAUUGGGAUAUCUGCCGCCUUCAGUUACUUGUAACAAUAAUAAAGGCAGGAUACAAAUUAUAAUGCAUAAAUUUAUUUGCUGCUCAUCCUGCAGUUCAUGAUGACUGAGCAGCUUACAAUGUGAAAUGAUGUUAAGUGAGGAAUGUAGACCUUUGAAUACAAUAAAUUCAAGAAUACCUUUAAUUUAUCAGACUUAUAUCCUGCCUUGCUUACAGGAGGUUAAAGCGUCACACGUAAUGCUCCCUUCUAAAUUUUCCCUGCAACAAUUGCCCUAUGAGUAAAGUUGUGCUAAGAAAGAAUAACUGACCCAAAGUCACCUGAUGACUUUCUAUGCCUGAGGGUGGACUUGAACCUGCAUCGUCUUGCUCAUUGGCUUUAUUACCUAUAUGCCUAAGAAAUUCCCUUAGGCCAGAUCAGCUCCAUAGGGUCUGCCCUGAAUUGAAACAAGAGUUUCAGGCAGGGUUUUUUGUCCCCCUGUAUCUAGAUAUUUGAAAUGUUCCAAAUAUAAAAUAUGCAUUCCACCACAGAGUUGUGAUUGUUUCACGUGUGCUUAAGAAAGAAAGAGGGAAAAGAAACAAACAAGAAACAAAAUAAUAAUAUUCAAUUUAAAAAUCAGCUGAUUCAUAUUGCAUUCUACCUCAAAUUCGGAAAUCCUAGAUAGAACGGCUGAACUUGGAUUCCAAUAUGUAUUCAGAUUCUAUUCAGUCCAAUCUACCUCACUUAGUUGCAAAGAAGAAACAAAUAGAAGAAAAAGCAUCCUUGAAAGAAAGAUGGAAAUUCUUGCUAUUGUAGAGGGAUCACUACUAUCUAAAAACCCUCUCAUUCUUAUUUGUAUCAGAUGAGAUCAUAUUUCAUAAAAGAUUGAGCCAGAUGUUUGAGCUGCUCUUUCUAAUAUUCUGGCCUGCUUUGAUUACAUCAUCGCCACUUCAAGUGGAAUGGAAUACCCCAAAAGAGAGAUGGGCUUCCUCUCAGUUUUUAGUCAUUAGCUCUUCUGAGCAGUUUCUAAUUUACAUUCAAUAUUAGCUGGUUUCAUUUGGGAAACAAAUUCCUAAACUGCAUUUCUUUAUUUAUAAGUAUGAUAUUUUAGCACAGUUCUUGUGAUAGUAAUCCUGGAAAAUGAUACAGAAAUUUGGAGAAUCUUGUGGCAGCUUAAAAAGUAGUGUGUGGGGGGUUGUAUCUGUGUGUGCCUGGAGCAGAAACUCAGACGCUGAAUUCAUACUGUCAUCACAGAUUUGAAUUGCUCUUUUUUUUUAUAAGAACACAAAUGUGUUUCAUCUUAACUAGAUGUGGGUUUAAGACUGAUGUCUCUUUCUUUCCUUCUCUCUCCAGUUUUAUUACCACUGCCUCCAAAUGUCCCAUACUUGACAACAUGAUUGGCCCCUCAGUGGCUCUCUCAGAGCCCAGUAUUCCUGGGACAUUUUCUGUUUGAAGAAAUUAGGAUGGAACAUGACAACCCAACCAUCAAACCCCGUCGGAUCCAGAACCAAAAUGUAAUCUAUCGCUUAGAACGCCGAAGGAUCACCUCUGGCAAAAUCGGGACACACUGGCACCAAGUCCGCAUUUUUCAUCAAAACAUUUUCCCCAAUUUCACCGUGGUCAACGUUGAGAAGCCGCCCUGCUUUUUACGGAAAUUUUCCCCCGAUGGAAGAUACUUCAUUGCUUUCUCCUCAGAUCAGACUUCCUUGGAGAUUUAUGAAUACCAGGGAUGCCAAGCGGCAGAGGAUCUACUUCAGGGUUAUGACGGAGAGAUCUUGGCUAACGGCAACGACCAGAGGUCCAUCAAUAUCCGUGGGCGUCUCUUUGAACGUUUCUUCGUCCUUCUUCAUAUUACCAACGUGGCCUCCAAUGGUGAGCACUUGAACCGUGAAUGUAGCUUGUUUACAGACGAUUGUCGAUAUGUCAUUGUUGGUUCUGCUGCCUAUCUGCCUGAGGAGCCCCAUCCUCCCUUUUUUGAGGUUUACCGCAACAGCGAAUCAGUGACGCCUAAUCCCAGGUCUCCUUUGGAAGAUUAUUCUUUGCACAUUAUAGACCUGCACACGGGCAGGUUGUGUGACACCCGGACAUUCAAAUGUGACAAGGUCAUCUUAUCCCACAACCAAGGACUCUACCUAUAUAAGAAUAUCUUGGCUAUUCUCUCCGUGCAGCAGCAAACUAUCCAUGUCUUUCAGGUCACUGCUGAAGGCACCUUCAUUGACGUACGAACUAUAGGGCGCUUUUGCUACGAGGAUGACCUGCUCAUGCUCUCUGCCGUCUAUCCAGAGGUCCAGAGGGAUUCACAGACAGGGAUGGCCAACCCAUACAAAGAAAUCUGCUUCUCUGAGAAGAGAAGCAAAAUCACCCUUGGCAGAGAAAGCAGAAGUGGAAUGUUGAGUGUCCAUUUCGAAAUAAACAAAGCAAAAGAAGGCAUUGGAGGAAUUUCACCUAGCUUCGUAAACGAUUUGACAGCAGUUAAUAACCCAGUCAAAUCGGCUCUCCUUUCAGAUGAUGGAAAAUGCAAGGCAUGUGUGGCAAAAGAUAGGAUCCUUCCACAAAACGAGCUGUUUUCUUUUUGGUUUGCUGUGCGGUCGGCGGGAGUUGGCUUGCUCACCCGAAACGGCUGUCUCGUGUCUUACCCAACCGGCAAGCAAUUUUCUCCUUCCUUCUUCCAGCCUUCCUUCUUCGUGGUGUACAAUAUGGUGACUACCGAGGUGAUUGCCGUCUUUGAAAACACAUCGGACGAGCUGCUGGAACUCUUUGAGAACUUCUGCGACCUCUUCCGCAACGCCACCCUCCACAGCGAGGCCGUUCAGUUCCCUUGCUCGGCCUCCAGCAACAAUUUUGCCAGGCAGAUCCAGCGCCGUUUCAAGGACACCAUUGUCAACGCAAAGUACGGGGGACACACAGAGGCUGUGCGUCGGCUCCUGGGUCAACUUCCAAUCAGCGCGCAAUCAUACAGUGGCAGCCCUUACCUUGACCUCUCUCUCUUCAGCUAUGAUGACAAGUGGGUUUCGGUCAUGGAACGUCCCAAAACGUGUGGCGACCACCCGAUCAG
Thamnophis sirtalis is the source of this 3325-nucleotide messenger RNA. The record is from RefSeq and is a predicted model, not a curated record. Lineage: Eukaryota; Metazoa; Chordata; Lepidosauria; Squamata; Natricidae.